AUGUCCCCGCUGUACGCUCCCUUAGCUGCCGGUGCCGAGGACGACGGCCUGAGCCCGUUGCUUCCGGAGGAGCUCACCGUGUCCACCGUCGCCGCCAGGGCGGUCGGCACCGGGCACCACAUGCUCAAGGUGGAGGGCUACUCGCGGCUCAAGCGCAUGCACGGCGACAACGGCAGGUCCCUCCAGUCCGACGAGUUCAGGGCAGGCGGCCACACCUGGAAGAUCCUCUGCUACCUCGACGGGGCACCCAAGAAGGACGCCGGCUUCAUCUCGCUGUACCUCGCGACUGCCGGGAGCGUCGACGUCCACGCCGAGGUCGAGUUCGAGCUGGUCGACCACCGGGGCACGCCGCUGGCGUGGUGGUGGAGGCCGUACCGCAUGCGCAUGCCGGCUAACCCCUUCCGGGCGGGCAAGUCCUGGGGCAUCGCCAAGUUCAUCAGCGCCGAGGCCCUGGAGCGCUCCAGGUUCCUCAGGGGCGACUGCUUCGCCGUCCGGUGCAAGGUCACCGUCGUCGAGGAGCGGGGCGCGGCGGCAGCGGAGGAGGUGCAGGCGGAGGACAUGGAGAGGAUGGGGAUGGUCUGCCUGUGCAAAGACGGCUCGUGCAACAAGCUCCACCGCGCGAGGCCGGCCGAGACCUUCACGGAGGCGUUUGAUAGGUUGUGUCUUUCCAUCAGAUAA
Molecule: messenger RNA, 678 nt
Organism: Panicum hallii
Lineage: Eukaryota; Viridiplantae; Streptophyta; Magnoliopsida; Poales; Poaceae
Product: BTB/POZ and MATH domain-containing protein 3-like
Exons: 1
Coding region: 1-678 (225 amino acids)
Biological process (GO): protein ubiquitination
Molecular function (GO): protein binding
Source: RefSeq, a predicted model, not a curated record